Molecule: messenger RNA, 1110 nt
Organism: Nicotiana attenuata
Lineage: Eukaryota; Viridiplantae; Streptophyta; Magnoliopsida; Solanales; Solanaceae
Exons: 1
Coding region: 1-1110 (369 amino acids)
Molecular function (GO): catalytic activity
Source: RefSeq, a predicted model, not a curated record
AUGAGUGUGAUAACAUGGAAUGUUAGGGGGUUGAAUAAAACUUAUAAGCAAAAUGAGGUAUUGGAGUUCAUAAAAGGAAAUAAUAAAGCAAUAAUAGCUUUGGUUGAACAUAGAGUAAAAGAGCACAAAACUAAUAAGGUAAUUAAGAAGAUUGCAUCUGGAUGGAAGUGGACAUCCAACUCUAGUACAAGGCACAAAAGUAGAAUAUGGGUAAUUUGGGACCCUAGGAUCUAUACAUUUGAACCAGUUGAAGUUGAUGAACAAUUGAUACAUGGCCAGAUUAGAAUAAUCUCAAAGUCAAUCACAUUUGGAUUCUCAGCAAUAUAUGGCUUGCAUACCAUCAAAGAUAGAUUGAAUUUGUGGAAGAAGUUGAGGCAGAUUCAUAGUAUGCAACAAGGUCCUUGGCUAGCUAUGGGGGAUUAUAAUGCAGUAUUACAUGCACAAGACAGACAACAUGGAUCUGAGAUUCAAGAUGUGAAGACAAAAGAUUUUAAGGAGUAUAUGAAUGAUACUGGGAUGAAUGAAUUACAAUAUGUGGGAAGGAAUUACACAUGGACAAACAACCAUACUUAUAGCAGGAUAGACAGGGCUCUUGUGAAUGCUAGCUGGAUGAUGACAAUGCCAAACUUGAAAGUACAGGUGCUAGAGCCUCUUGUGUCUGAUCACUCACCACUAAAAUUAAUGAUCACUCAGGUACAGGGAAAGAAGAACAGACCAUUCAGAUUUUUCGACUGUAUAGCUGAUCAUCCCCAAUUCACACAGCAAGUGGAGCUAGCUUGGAAAGAAAGGGGUACAAGAGGGAAGAUGCAGGCAGUCUGGGAUAACCUUAAAAAGACAAAGGAGGUCAUCAAAGAGAUAAACAUACAGCACUUUAAAGGGGUUGAUGAAAGGAUUGAAGAGACCAGGAAGGAGCUACAGAUAGUACAAGAGGAAAUGAGCUAUAGACUACAGAACAUAGAGUUAAUAGAUAAGGAGAAAGCCUUGAAAUGUGAAUUAGAAAAAUGGGUAAUGAUCGAAGAGAGUAUAUACAAGCAAAGAUCCAGAGUUCAAUGGCAGAAGCUGGGGGAUUCAAACUCAGCCUAUUUCUUUGCACAGAUGAAGAAUAGGUGA